Messenger RNA from Colletotrichum spaethianum, 2256 nucleotides. RefSeq lists its product as uncharacterized. Gene Ontology annotation, molecular function: zinc ion binding; DNA-binding transcription factor activity, RNA polymerase II-specific. The record is from RefSeq and is a predicted model, not a curated record. The coding region runs from base 1 to 2256 and encodes 751 amino acids. Gene Ontology annotation, biological process: regulation of DNA-templated transcription. The transcript has 3 exons. Lineage: Eukaryota; Fungi; Ascomycota; Sordariomycetes; Glomerellales; Glomerellaceae.
AUGACGUCCGUCUCCUCGAGAGGCCCGACGCCUCACUCCCCUUACGACGCCCAGUCCGCCGCCGACACGGACGAGUCGUGGCAGUACCUGGACAACGCAUCGUACCCGGCCUCGGUCGGUUUCCUGCCUAGCCCAGCCAGCGGCAGCUUAAACGGCUAUGCCGUUGUCGGCCACCACGCCAGCUCAGACCCGGCGGGACUAUCCCCGCUAAACCUCGACCUCGACCCCGACCAGCCCGCCUUCUCCGCCGCGAGCUUCCCGGACCAGGCCGAGACCUUUGUCGCCCCGGCCCCAGCAGCCGAUGGCCAGUUCGUUGCCGGCGGUCAGGAGUCGGACUUCCUGACGCCGCAGGGCUAUCUCUUCUCAGAAGAGCAGGUCAAUCUGAAUGAUUUGACCUCCUUUGUCAAUUCAUUCCAGACGAACGUCCCCCUGACGGGUCUGGAGACAUUUCCCCACCACCAGCAGGACGACAUCAACCUUUCACAAGCCUACCCAUCUGAUGCGAAUCCAGGCCCAUGGAGCCCGACAAACCUCAAGGCCGACAACGGGAGCUCCAUGUUCUUUAUGGAGGAUCUCUCUUCCUUGCCGCAGGGCUCCGCAUCAGGAAGCUCACCUCGCUCAAACCCGACCUCGCCUGACAUCAAGUACGAAGGUGACAAGGCCACCACAUCCAGCCCCAUCCGCAAGGUCAUAACCGGCAAGGUCGAGAAGAAGAAGGUCGCCGAGCCGGCGAACAAGUUCGUCAUCGUCACACCCCACUCCAUCAACGCACACUCGGGCCGGCCCAACCCGUUCGAGUGCUUCGAGGCGUUGAAGACCCAAACUCGCGGGCGCAAGGGUCCGCUAGCCAAUGCCACCAAGGAGAGCGCCUUGCAGGUCCGCCGCCUGGGCGCAUGCUUCUGCUGCCACAGCCGCAAGGUCAAGUGCGACUCGCAGAGGCCGUGCAAAAACUGCAAGAAGCUCGCGGUCCAGGUGCCGCAGGUAGUGUGCUGGCAGUUCUCCGACUUCCUCACCGUCUUGUUCCCCGACUUUAUGCGGAGCCACUUCCGGAAAGACCAGAUGUCCCGCUUCAUGACGGAGAAUGUAGAUCUCGAUGCGGUGGAGCUGGCGCCUCGCGAAAUCGAGCUCUUUUCGGGUCUCUCCGCGUCGCUGAAGGUCAAGGCGAGGUUUUUCAGGCCCCGAACUGCCGACGUGCAGCAACACUAUCAUCUGCACGUGCAAAGAGACAGAGUAGACCUUCAGGCUAGAGGUACGGCGCCGAUGGUGUUGGAGCUGGACUCGGCGGCUCAAAGAGAGGCCCUGAGGAAGAAGGUGAAGGAGUACCUCGCUGCCAUCGCUGCUGAGCCCAAGUACGCAAAGUCGGUAACGGAGUCAAUACGGCAUACCGACCUGCCGAGAAGAGUGUUGGACGUUGUGCAGAAGUAUGCCAGCAAGUCCGAUUCUGCAAUGGUCAAGAAAGCCCUGGCGAUAUACGGCGCCCACUUCGUCAUGACCCGGCACCUCUGCAUCACUCGGCCGAGCGUCGUCAGCCUGCAAGAUUCGGGUCUCGUGCCGCAAGAAGUACCGUGGGUGACGCCGCGCGUGCUCAACAGGCAGAUCAAAGCGGUCAUUGACGAACUCCUGAUGAGGGACAUGCAACACCUCUUCGACUCUUUCUCGAAGUCACUCAAGCCCAAGUCGCGACGGGAGUGGGCGCCGUGUAUGGCGUCGUUCCUGGUGCUCUGCCUAUUCAUGGAGUCGGUCGAGACGGCGGCCGACACGUUUGUCGUUGCGCUUAACGAGAUUAGCCUGCGCAACCACACGCCACCCGAGUACCAGCGCCAGGACGCCCUCAAUAUCAACCGGGAGGUCGAGAACAUGCCGUUCAAGCAGUUUGCGUACCAGUUCCACCAGAUCUACCAAACGCACAGCCGUGACAUGUCGACGAAGCCAUUCAACCCCAUGCUCGACAGCUCGUGGGCCGAGCAGGGCGAUCUGGACGGGCCGGCAACGGAGAUGGUGAUGGGCCUUAAAGAAUUGAUCCAAGGCGACAGUUGUAGGCCUCCCCGAGACCCCAAUGGUCGAAUCAUUGUUACUGACGCGGUGUUUGCAGAUAUCGAGCUGGACUUUCUCACGAUGGACCCAAUUCUUCCCAGCAGCGGGGAGCAGCACCCGUUUCCUCGCGACGUCUCAGUGAACUACACCGGUCGGUUGGUGGCUAAGUUCUUGCUGUCGUUCCUGGACGAGAAGUACAUCUUUGGCGAGAACACCCUCUGA